AUGUCGCCCUCCGAUACACCACCAGGCCUUGUUCCAUCUGGCCAGGAAAAUGCAGCGCUACAACCUACAGCUACUGAAGGGUCUCUCAAAGGGCUCUGGAAACGAGCCAGUUUGCCAUACAAGGCAAGGUCGUCCGUAAUGCCUGAUGGUGCUGCUCCCCAAGCAGCCCAAGAAACCAUGAAGGAGUCAAGGGGGCCAAGUAUCCGUUGGGCCCCACUCAAUGUUGGACUCGAACGGCGCUUACAGACUCUGGUGGUGUUAUGCCAUACUCUGACCAUAGCGAUCCUGUUAACAGCAUUUUUCUUCGUGUGUGCAAUCCCCUUGUUCUGGCCUAUCAUACUGCCUUACCUUAUCUAUAUAUCCCUUUUUUCAACGGCAGCCACGUCGGGUGAUUUGAGCGGUAGGUGUGACUUCUUACGUUCACUCGGCGUGUGGUCAAUAUAUGCAUCGUAUUUCCCGGCCCGCUUGCAUCGGUCAGAACCUCUCCUCCCAACCCGGAAGUAUAUUUUUGGUUAUCAUCCGCAUGGAAUCAUCUCUCAUGGUGCUUUUGCAGCGUUUGCUACCGAGGCUCUUGGUUUUGCAAGACUCUUCCCUGGUAUCACCAACACCUUGCUUACGCUUGAUUCAAAUUUCCGAAUUCCCUUCUACAGGGAAUAUGCGCUAGGCAUGGGGAUUGCCAGUGUCUCGCGCGAGUCAUGCGAGAACCUGCUAUCAAAGGGCGGCAUUGAUGGGGAAGGAAUGGGGCGUGCUAUAACUAUCGUCAUAGGUGGUGCUCGCGAGUCUCUUGAUGCUCUUCCGCAUACAUUGCGCCUUGUACUCAAGAGGCGUAAAGGUUUUAUCAAACUGGCAAUUCACACUGGCGCCGAUCUUGUGCCUGUACUGGCCUUUGGUGAAAAUGAUCUCUAUGAACAAGUGCGCUCUGAAAACCAUCCUCUUAUACACAAAUUGCAGAUGCUGGUCAAACACACAUUGGGAUUCACUAUUCCGUUAUUCCAUGCCCGUGGCGUGUUCAACUAUGACGUCGGUCUGAUGCCAUAUCGUCGGCCACUCAACAUUGUUGUCGGUCGUCCAAUCCAUGUUGUGCAGCAGCGUGAUAGGGGGAAGAUCGACGAUGAUUAUAUAAACCAUCUCCAUUCCUUGUACGUGCAGGAAUUAGAAAGAAUAUGGGAAGAGUGGAAAGAUAAAUAUGCAAAGGAUAGGACAUCGGAGAUCGAAAUCGUUGCUUGA
Messenger RNA from Aspergillus tubingensis, 1227 nucleotides. Its product is annotated as diacylglycerol acyltransferase type 2A. Gene Ontology annotation, cellular component: endoplasmic reticulum membrane. Gene Ontology annotation, molecular function: diacylglycerol O-acyltransferase activity. NCBI's taxonomy places the organism in Eukaryota, Fungi, Ascomycota, Eurotiomycetes, Eurotiales, Aspergillaceae. The transcript is spliced from 2 exons. Gene Ontology annotation, biological process: triglyceride biosynthetic process. Bases 1 to 1227 code for a protein of 408 amino acids. The record is from RefSeq and is a predicted model, not a curated record.